Molecule: messenger RNA, 122 nt
Organism: Racocetra persica
Lineage: Eukaryota; Fungi; Glomeromycota; Glomeromycetes; Diversisporales; Gigasporaceae
Source: the annotation of a GenBank genome assembly
AAAUGGAAAAUAGAAUAAAAGAGUUAGAAAAUAAAGUUUUAGAACAGCAAAAAGAAAAGGAAGAAUGUUUAAGAAAAGCGGUUAAUGCUGAAAUAAGUAAAGUUGAAAAAGAAAAUGAAUGA